Molecule: messenger RNA, 4310 nt
Organism: Chaetomium strumarium
Lineage: Eukaryota; Fungi; Ascomycota; Sordariomycetes; Sordariales; Chaetomiaceae
Exons: 3
Coding region: 293-3844 (1183 amino acids)
Biological process (GO): protein transport to vacuole involved in ubiquitin-dependent protein catabolic process via the multivesicular body sorting pathway
Cellular component (GO): ESCRT-0 complex
Molecular function (GO): protein binding
Source: RefSeq, a predicted model, not a curated record
UUAGGCAGGCCCUAGCUGCGUGCAGCCGAUCUCCAUUCAAACUGUUUGAGAAUUUGGACCAUCUGACAUACCCAUCUCAGCCCAAAUCUCCUAUCGUUUUAUUCAGUACGUGCUUUGUUUUGCAUUAAGCAGGCGCUGUUUCGCGAGCUCAGCGCUGCCUUUGAACAAUUAAUCGCGCUCCGCACGGCGGUCUUCUGCCCGGAAGCCCAAGCUCUCCGAGCCCCGCCACAGCUUUCCACCUUUCCUCGACAACUCGCAUUUGCGACCGCAGCUGGCCUCGAGCCGCGUCAUCAUGUCGUUCAAGGUGAAAGCGCUUUAUGACUACGCGUCCGGUCACGAGGACGACCUCAGUUUCAGCGUCGGGCAGAUCAUCACCGUUACCGAUGAGGAAGACGCCGACUGGUAUGGAGGGGAGUAUGUCGACGAGUCUGGCACGCGCCACGAAGGCAUCUUCCCCCGUAACUUCGUCGAGAAAUACGAGCCCACUGCGCCGCCCCGGCCGACGAGGGCGCGACCCAAGAGGGAGUCGGAGCCUGCUCUAGCUCCUGGCCCCGAGGCUGCUGCCCCUCCCCCUCCCGUGGCCCCGCCCGAGUCUCCGAAGCACGCCGGCCCGGAGCCGGAGGAGAACCCAGAGCCCGUGACAGUCGCUUCUCCUUCCGAGACCGUUUCUGCUGCACCCCCUGUGCCAGCGGCUGCUCCGGCACCUCUAGCCCCAAAACCGGCUGAGUCGGCGCAGCCUCCUGCUCCCGCCCCCGCUCCUGCGCCUCCCGCCCCACAGCCCGCCGAAGCCCCGUCUGUGAGCUCACCGCCUGCGCCCAAACCCGCUUCCCCGCCUCCCAAGCCCAGCGGGCCGCCGCCGGCGCCGGAGAAACCGACUAGCUCCUCAUUCAAGGACCGCAUCGCUGCCUUCAACAAGGCCGCCGCGCCGCCGGUCACUCCGUUCAAGCCAACCAACUUGAGCUCGGGCAGCUCCGGGUUCAUCAAGAAGCCUUUUGUCGCCCCCCCGCCCAGCAGAAAUGCGUACGUUCCGCCGCCGACCAAAGCUCCCGUGGCGAAGGUUUACCGCCGCGAUGAGGAUCCGGAAGUAAAGGAGCAAGAGGCCGAGGCUCUUGAAAACGCUGAGAAGGCGGGGCUUGUGCCCGCCGCUUCCACCAAUGAAGGCCAGGGUGGUGAUGAUCAGCCCAAGCCGAUGAGUCUGAAAGAGCGAGUGGCCCUGCUGCAGAAACAGCAGAUGGAGGCCGCUGCGCGGCAUGCUGAGGCAGCGGCCAAGAAGGAAAAGCCCAAGCGGCCUCCCAAGCAGCGCUUUGACAGUCAGAACUCCGGAGACGGUGAGCCAGCGGAGCGAACCGAGGAGACGAGCAGAACGUCUACGGACGAAACUCACCCGCCGCGCCUGCCAAAUCCUCCUAGACGCAGAUCCUCUAAGGGCACCGAGCCCCGCGACGGAAAUGAGGCGGAUAUGUCUGGAGCUGGUGACACAACCGAGGGCCAGGAGGAUCUCACUGAAAAGGAGGAUAGCGAUGGCCGAGGCAAACACGUUGCAACAGUGCCGAAGCAGGAAGAGAGCGAGAAGGAUGAGGAAGACGACGAGGACGAAGAGGAGGAGGAGGAAGACGUUGAUCCUGAGAUCCGGCGCAGGGAGGAGCUGCGCGCAAGGAUGGCCAGAAUGGCUGGCGGUAUGGGCAUGCCCGGUAUGGGCAUGCCUCUGUUCGGUACUCCUGCCCCGGUGCUGCCAAAGAAGAAAAAGGCUGCUCCGGAGAAGCGAGCGGAAGAGGCUGAGGAGUCUGCAGAGCCGGCUGUGCGCGCAGCUCCUGUCCCUCUGCCCGGGCUGAUGCGACCUCCGCCGCCUCCGGAGCCACAACAUCCUGAGCCGGAAGCUGAGGGAGAGGAAGAGGAAGAGGAGUCGCGCCAGAAGACUCCGCAUCAGGAGUUGGCCCCUCCUCUACCUAUUACUGCUGAACGCGGAGCCCCUCCCCCCAUUCCUGGCGGACGACCGGCUCCGCCCCCGGUGCCUACGGAUUCACGUCCGCCGCCACCGCUGCCUCCAUCUGCCCCUGAGCUCAAGUCCCCGAGCGAAGGAUCGGCAUCGGACGACGAACUCGGCGAGUCUGAUGCUACAAGAGGUGAUAUGGCCCAGGCUACGAGGGCCCCUCCGCCGCCGCCGCCCGUGGCCGCCGCUGCGCCGCCGAUUCCGCCGACAUCACCCCGUGCUUCCGAAGACAGGCGUGCAUCUUACGUUGAGGAGACCUCUCCUACCUCCCCACGGGCACCCGCACAGAGCAAGCGCAACAGCAGGCCGCCGCCGCCCAUUCCGAGCUCCCCUCCCCCCAUGCAGACAAGACCUCCUCCCCCGCCCCCGUCCGCUGCGCCACCGCUGCGUCGGGUCUCCACUGGCGAACCUAGAUCACCUCCGCCGGUGCCGGUAAUGCGGAGGGAUAACGAUGACGACGGAGAGGAGGAGAUUACCGAGUACGAGGGUGACUACGACACGGACAUCGCGUCCUCGGUUCCUCACAAGGAUGCGCUCAAAGCCCACCAGCGUGAUUCGAGCUUUGAGGAUGUCAUGUCUCCGCGGUCCCCGACUACCGAGGCGCCUCCUGUGCCCCUCGCCUCUCCACCCAGAGCAGGCCCGCCGCCCAUUCCUGGCCAGCCCCAACCGGCGACCAGGGGUUCUGUGGAUAUGCCCCGGACAGCGCCACCACCUCCUCCGCCUCCCAAGGAGAGCUCCCGGCAUGACGACGAUUAUGAUCCCUACAACUACGCCGCGCCUUCGCAAGGUGUUCCCUCAGUGCCCUUAUACCCCACGCCCACCCCCCCAGCGCACCCGAGGCAGCAGGAAGAGAUGUUUGGUCAUGAGAGUCCCUCAUACAGUGCCUCUCAGAUCCCGAGGUCUCCUCCACCCCCUCCGCCGCCGGGCCGGGGUCCUACACGGCAGUCAGUUGAUCUCCAGCGUGCCGGUGUUGGCCGGCGGUCAGUGGACGUCGCACGCCCAUCAAUGGAGUCUGGCUUCGUCGCUAAUGACAUCGACCUGGCCGGCCAGUCGGGCUGGUGGCUGCAGCCCAACGGCCUCCCCCCGCAGCUCCACGGACGCAAAGAUAUCUUCUUCGAGUCCGAGGAGUCCACCGCGGCCGACCCGCACCAGGGCGGCGGCAAGACCAUCGUCACACGCGACAUAUACGUUCUCUUCCAGGACUACUCCCAGACGGUCAUCACCGUCCGCUUCAACCCGCGCGACCCGUCGGAUGUCCACCUCGAGCAGCGCCACGAACCGCCCCCGCGCGCCCUGCGCCAGGACCAGCUCGAGCAGAGCUACGAGCGCUUCGGCCGCGCCAUCGGCGAGGCCGCCGCCGCGAAGAAGGACACGGUCGUCGGUGACGGCACGCCGCAGGCGCUCGUGUAUGAGCUGCUGCGCCCCUUCCAGGACGCCCUCCUCCCCGUGGGCACGCGCGCCUAUGGCGCGCUGGUGUACAGCAACCUCGCGAACGCUAGCACGACGCAAAACGACGAGAUCCGCCCGGGGGAUAUCGUCAGUAUUCGCAAUGCUAAGUUCCAGGGCAAGCACGGGGCCAUGCACGCCAAGUAUACCAUGGAGGUCGGGAAGCCAGACCAUGUCGGUGUCGUGGCCGAGUGGGAUGGUACGAAGAAGAAGGUGCGUGCGUGGGAGCAGGGGAGAGAGUCUAAGAAGGUGAAGCUUGAGAGUUUCAAGCUCGAUGAUCUACGGUCGGGCGAGGUCAAGGUGUGGCGCGUCAUGCCGAGGAGCUGGAUCGGCUGGGAGGGUGCCGGUGCCGGUUCUUCUGGGGGUGGAAGCGGUGGUGUCGCCGGCGGUGGUGGGAAUGGGAACUAGGAGGCCCUGCUGGGCUUGCACAUGAGUAAUGUGAGAGGACUCGGGUUUGGCGGCGGUGUUUUGGUUGGGGUGUUGGUUCGCGUGGUUAUGGCUCAGGCUGUUGCUGUUGGGAGGUGAGUUGCUCGGUUUUGUAGGGGAGGUAGUAGUCUUGUUGUGAUGGAGUAAGUGUUGGCUGGUGGGUUGGUUGGUUUGGCGGGCGAGCUAAGCAAAGCAAAGGGAGAGUAGAAAAACUGAAGCAGAAACAGGGCAGAGCAUGGCAUUCCCUUAACCUCUAUCCAGAGAACUGAAGGGAACAGCCUUUUUAUCAGUCAGUCAGUCAGUUCAGUCAGGCAUACACCACACCACACCACCACUCUACAAGGCGCUGCUUGAUUUAUCUAGUUUACCUUAAGUCAUUGCAUUGCGUUACUUACUUUUGCUGUUCUAUUUAACUGUAUGCCUGCGGACUGGAACCGUAAGGAUUGUG